AUGAGCAUCUCUCUGGGGUAUUCACAUUCCACAAAGCAAGACAGCACCAUGGACAGCUUGGAGAAACAGCUCAUUUGCCCUAUCUGUUUGGAGAUGUUUACCAAACCGGUGGUCAUUCUCCCUUGUCAACACAACCUUUGUCGAAAAUGUGCCCAAGAUAUUUUCCAGGUAGGUUGGUUAUUUUACAGCUGAACUUUUAACCUUUAACCUUUACUGCUGUCUCUUAAAGGUUUAUCCAUUCAUAUACAUUACAUGUACAGCAUUCUGAAAUUGUAGUGAAGGUAUUGCUCAUCCUUCAAUUGUCACUAUUCAAUUACCACUUAUUUUGUAAUGCUGAAAAGAAAAGCUAUAAAAACAAAGACAGUCGCACAUGUAUAACCUCCCAGUAAUUUAUUGGGUAAAAAACCACCAACGUUUCGGCAUCACUGUUCCUUCUUCAGGGUGAUGCUGAAAAGAAACAACAAGUGUUUCCUCUUGACCCAUGCCAUUACAGAUUAAACUAACACACGUUUUAACCAGUAAACAAUGCAAAUACUACUAACCAAUUUUAGACAAUGGUAGGCCUAUAUUAAAAAAUGUCCACCGGCUUUAUCUAAUGCCAUUGAUACACUGCUGUCCUGUGUAGGCCUCAAACCCUUAUCUAUCGACCAGAGGAACCACGGUAUCUUCAGGGGGGCGUUUCCGCUGCCCGUCCUGCAGACAUGAGGUGGUCCUGGACAGACAUGGCGUCUAUGGCCUGCAGAGGAACCUGCUUGUGGAGAAUAUAAUUGACAUGUACAAACAAGAACAGGAGUCAUCAAGGUGAGACAAUAAAUGCCAAAGAGAAGAAAGCAGGCCUAAGACAAUUGGUCUAAGACAGACAGAAUAUCGUUGAUAUGUACAAACAGGAGUCCUCAAGGUGAGACACUACAGGCCUAUUUAAAAAGAUUGGCAAACAAUUUAGUCGGAGGCACUCAGCAGCAGUCCCGUGUAUGUCUGGCCCACUAGACAUACAGCAAACCCUCACACCAACAAAUCUGGACAUCAAGAAGACUACAUACUAUCCAGAACAACAUAUAGAAUGAAUCGGAAAACUACUGAUGAGAAAUUGAAAAUUGAAGGAGAAUAUAUUUGUUUUUGUAGAGCACCAUUGUGAAAUCAGGUGUUGACUCAUGGGUGGCUCGACACGUUGCCUGUUAGUCAGCAGUCAGUUAAGAGAGGCCUAUUUUUAAUCCACAUUGAGCCGUACUACAUUCUCUAGACAUCAAUAUAGUAUAUAGUCUGCUUUUAGGAGGGAUAGACGGGCCCCGUGUAGCUCAGUUGGUAGAGCAUGGUGUUUGCAACGCCAGGGUUGUGGGUUCGAUUCCCACGGGGGGCCAGUAUGAAAAAAAAAAAAUUAUGCACUCACUAACUGUAAGUCGCUCUGGAUAAGAGCAUCUGCUAAAUGACUAAAAUGUAAAAUGUAGAAAAACAUAACUUCUGUCACUAACUAUACGUCAUAGAUUCCCUACAGAAUAUGUAUCUGCAAUAGCUACAAGAAUUCACUUAACUACAUUCAUGGUAGUUACUUUUUGUUAUCCUAAAAAGCCAAAACAGUAAAUCUCUGAAAAGAUGUCAUCUGCUCCUGCCAUUUUAGCGUAUAAUUUUAGCACAAUCAAUUUAAAGUUAUUGAGUAGAUUGCCGGGACAAGACAAAUACAAUUUUCACAUGGACCGUUGCUUGAAUCUGGGAGCCAAGUGCAGCAAGCGUUUUGGCCACAGUGGUGUGAUAAGCUCAUCAAGCAACCGUGGUUUAGGCCUACGUAACACAAGUGGACUAUUAAAAACAGUUAUUCAAAAUGUUAGCAUACUCUUGGUUGCCAAAUAAACAUAUAUUAUGGCUAUUCUGAAAUGCCAACAUUCCAUGAGGAGAAAGUCUGUUUGUCUGUACUACAUUCUUUCACUUACUUUGAUGUUAAAUUAUUAUGGCUUGAACAGUCACAUUUUAGGCACUGUGGACACAAACAGUUUUUUGUGACUUGCCAGUGUGACGGACAUUACUCUGCUCGAUUAACAGUAUAGCUUCCUCGCUCACAAACUCUCACUGGUAUCUCGAUUACACCAGGGCUGCUGAGUUUUUAAAAAGGUCACCAUGAAGUCUUUGUCCAAUGUGUAGUGUUAAUAAACGGGAUCCCCAAAGUAUAACUGUCACCUGUACUGUAGCAGCAAGCCUGAGCCUGAGCCUGCCAAGUGUGACCAGCCCAUGUGUGAGGAGCAUGAGGGUGAGAAGAUCAACAUCUACUGUGUGACGUGUGGCGUGCCCACCUGCUCUCUCUGCAAGGUGUUUGGAGCCCACAAAGACUGUGAUGUGGCCCCACUCAACACUGUAUUCAAUAAGCAAAAGGUUAACUUAUUUAUUUUACGUUUAUAUCUGUCUAUUUCCUUUUUGCAUAAUGAUGCUUUACAGGUAUAUCAAAUUGAAAUCAAACGUACUAUUUUUUCUAAUGAACAGAGUAUCAGAGUUGAUACAUAAAAUGUCAUUUUUUAAAAUAAUGCUGGAGCUCCUCUGUGUGUUCCAGACUGAGUUGACUGACUGUAUAGCCAUGCUAGUGGGGAACAACGACAGGAUUCAAGGCAUCAUGAGUCAACUGGAUGAGACCUGUAAGGCCGUUGAGGUGAAGCCUUCAACCUUUUGUUUAAUUUAUAACAGCAUUUUCACAUUGUAUAAAACUUAAACAAUAUUGAUGGUAAAAAUUGUAUUCUUAAUUUUUAUGCGCCAUCAUUUUCGCUACUGACAAUAUCUAUAUGACCUAGUUAUUUGUCAGUUUAACCUUACAGUACAAUCAUGGCUGUCUUACAGGAGAAUGGCAGGAGGCAGAAAUCCAAAGUGUGUGAAAGUUUCGAUCACCUUUACGCCAUCCUGGAGGAGCGGAAAGGAGACAUGGCCCUGAAGAUCAACGCAGAGCAACAGGAGAAACUGGACUAUAUAAACGGCCUCAUGAGGAAGUAUAGAGAGCACCUGGAGAACAUGGCAAAGAUUGUGGAGACAGGCAUACAGACAAUGGAGGAGUCAGAAAUGGCUACCUUCCUGCAGGUGAUGAAAAAUGUAGUUUUUGUCCAGAAAGGACAAGAAUGGCCUUUAUCUAUUCAAAUAACAAAUAAAAUAGGCACAUAGCCAUCUGAAAUUCUGUAUCAGUGAUAAAUCAAUAUCAUAAUUGGUUAUGUACUAUGUUUAAAUAAAAAGUGUAACAUGUUAUUACAAACAUGCUGUGCAAUGUCUUCCGAGAUGUUUUCUCAGAAGACAUGUUGUGCAAUGUCUACAUCAGAGCUUUCUGAGAAGUAAUUCCUUUCUCAUCUUUGCUCCCACAGACUGCAAAGCCUCUUCUACAAAAGUGAGUACACAUACCCUUUUGCCAGUUUCAGACUAUAGUGCUGGUCCUCAGAAACGACAGUGUAACAGUGAUCUCUCUCUCGGUCCACCAGGCUCAUUGCAGGCACUAACAUCUCCCAUCUGGACAAAGUGGAGCGUGGCUAUGACAACAUGGAUCACUACACAGCCAACUUUGAGCGGGAGAGGAGGGCAUUGCUCACUAUAGAUUUUGUGAAAGGUAGGAAGUAUUGAGUAUAAUGAGUGUGACGUCGGCAUUUCAAUGUUCUUUCACAAUGUCCAAAAUCACUUCUUCCAGUGCCACAAAAGAGACUAUAACAACAGCAAGAUCAAUGUAAAACUAAAGUAAAAUUAAACAAUUUACUCUUUUCAUAUUUUGAACUCUUGGUUAUUGUUCAGAUGAUGAAGACGAUGAGGAAUUUGAAGAUGGAGAAGAGGAAGUAGAAUUGAGGCUGAUGACAGGGGCGACCCGUGAAGAUGUCUCCCCCUCUGCUGCAGGGCCCUCUAUCGUUAAGGCCAACCCUCCACAGCCCCAGCAGCAGACAGUAGCCCCACCCCUCCCUCAGAGACCUAUUGAGACCCUAGGUGUCAUGGCUACCCUGGCCACCCCACAGGGCCCCGCCCGUGCUACAACCCCAGUACAAUUCCCAUCACUAACGCCAACUCCAACUGCCACCGCACAGGCCCGCGCUACAACCCCAGUCUACUUCUCAACCCCAACCACAAACCCUGUUCAGUUCCCAAACACAAACCUGGUUAACUUCCCAUCAGCGGAGCCACCGACACAGGUGAGAGGAGCGUCUGUGACACACUACAGCCUAGCCGGGAAAUUUACUGAACAUUUCUCAGCAAUAAUAAAUGAUAUUAUAAUAACUCAUGAGCCCUGGCUAACUCCAUCCCAGCAGCUGUCUUGUAAGGGCCUUUAAAGAGAGUGUGUAUUUCUCAAGGAAACCCCUAGGUCAAGGUCAAAUUUCAGUUCACUAAACAUAUGUAUAUUUUAAAAUAUAAAACUAAUAUUAAUAUUACUUGGCUUUUAUAUCCUGCCCUCUGUAUGAGGAAAAUGUGGCUAUUGAAACCAGUCAAUAUCCAAUCUGUAUCGGAAUAUUCCAGUCACUAUUUAAAGCAGCUGUGCUCUGCUCAGCUCGGAGUGGGCCUGCAUGGGACCUGGCCUGGGUUACGGCGGUGGCUUUCACCUCAGCAGGAGGCUUUAAUGAUGAGACACCUGCCUGCUCUCUGGUUGCCGUAGCCCUGCGUGUGUUAGGGGUGAAGCAGGGAGGGGGACGCUGCUGUUUUCAUUGGGAUAAUUAUCAACCACUCUGUUACAUGUCAUCACCAUUGAGUUUCAUUUGCAUGUGGAGUGCUGAUUUGAAUGAGCAUUGAAUUUACACCAACAUAAUAAUGUGGAUUCAAUUGAAAAGUGAAAAGCCACCUGGAACAGUUUGUAUUCAUUCCAGAAGGGAAAAAAAAAGAAUGGCCUACAGAUUCAUAGAGGCGUUUAUCAGAAAGGGUCUUUGUGUGUGUGUUUGUGUGAGUGUGUGUGUGCGUGGCGUGCGCAUAACCUAAAAUCAUCACUUCAUGUUGCUUACAAGAACUCUAAUAAUCCUGAAGAAAUUAAGCUUGGUUGUUUUGUUUCGUCACUGGAAGUAGCUUUCUGUGUCACAGUUGUGGCUUUGUUUAUUUUACUGCAUCAGCUUUGAAGUCUGAUAAAGUCUACCAUUAGGAUAUGUUUAUUUCUUCAUUUGUCCACUGACUAAUACUUAAGCACUCAGUCUAUAACACUUAAAAGGUUACCCCCUUUAAGUUGAAAACAUGAGAAGUUUCAAUUCAGUGCAAUUUUCUUUUAUCAGGUCAAAUUGCUGCCUGAUAUUGUAUACUCUGAGCUUAUUGUAUGGAUGUGGAUAUGGUAAUUCAGGACAUCAUGUUGUAUGGGUGGUGUGGUGAGUGUGGUGAGAUAAAUAUGGUAUACAUGUAUUUUUAUGUUAGAGUUAUUUUGUAUUUGGUAUCUCAAAUAAGUUCUUUAGACUCUACAAUAUAUUUGAUUUCCUUAAUGAAAAUUGUGUUAAAUUAGUGCUUUGUAAUAUGUAAGUAACAAUAUUUUCCACUCUGAAUGUCUAAUAUCCUCUUUUGAGGCAUGUCAGAAUUUUUCCUUCAUUUUAGUUCUAAUUUUGCAUGGACCUACAGACAUGUUAUAGAUAACAUAAAUAUUUUUUUAUGUUCUCUCUAAAUUAUACUUUACUUGUUCAAAUCAAAUCAAAAUCAAAGGUUAUUUGUCACAUGCGCCGAAUACAACAGGUGUAGACCUUACCGUGAAAUGCUUACCUACAAGCGCUUAAUUUGAAGAAAAUAGAGUUAAGAAAAUAUUUACUAAAGUAAAAAAUAAAAUAAUAACACAAUAAAAUAACUAUAAUGAGGCUAUACACAUGGGGUACUGGUACCGAGUCAAUGUGCGGGGGUACAGGUUAGUCGAGGUAAUUUGUACAUGUAGGUAGGGGUAGGGGUAAAGUAUGCAUUGCGAGUUUUAAUUUGAUCCCCUUUACAAACCCAAUUCUGAACAAUGGACGAUUUAUACAACGAGUACCUUUGCAAUAGUUAAGUGACAUAAGGGACCUCUAAUGGUUUUGUUCUUUGUUUUUUACAGAUUACUUCUGAUACGGCAUCAAGUCAGCAAAACACAGAUGACAAAGAUGGACCCAAACACGUCUUCUCCUUUUCUUGGCUGAACAACCAGAAGUAGAUGAUCAUCUUACCUCAAGACUUUGAAAUUGUUGUAAUACUAGGUAUUGUUUUGGUUGAGUCAGCCUCCCGCUGCAGGCACGGUUUAAAUAAUUACUCUGUUACCGUUAUAUAACUGUAAUUUCUCUGAAAAUCCUCUCUAGCACUUCUAUAAUACUGUAAAAACAAAUGUCUUUGGGCAGAUUUCUGUCUUGAGAAAGCCGUGUAUAAUUUGGCACACCUUUGGGGAAUAGAUUUACGCGUGAGUCAGAAAUACGCCUCAAUGUAUCGAGACACUCAAUUUAGGCUACACCGCAAGCAAUGAAUGUAACUUUGAAACUUUUUUUAUUACAAAUAUAAAUAUCAGACAUUCUCUUGCACAAUAAAUAUGAUUGGCUGCUGAUAGUCAUAUUGUAGGCCUAUUUUAUUAUCAAACUUUAACCAGUUGUACAAUGAGAGGGCAUUUCAGAGUGGAUGAAUGUUUGAACAAUAUAUACAAAAUAUGUUAUUCUUGAAUAUAAAUUAAGAAAAUUAAAUGAUAUUUGUGUUCAGCAUUUCAACUGGCUAUGUCUGCUUCUCAUCACACAAUGUAAUUACUACAAAGCGAUUUACAACUCGAUUUUACAACUCUUGCUUAUAUCAAUAAAAAUAAUAAAUUAAAGAACGAAUGUUAACCAAUUCAAGAGUAAUACAAAAAUGGAAUAGUAACGUACAUUUUAUGGCAAAUGUAUUUCUAACACUCAUUUCCCGAAUAUGUCCAUCAUUCUUCGGUUACUAUAUGCCUGCUGCACUAAUUGCUCGUCUCGAGCCAUUUCUAGAACUUCCCUCAGCAGAUGGAACGUCAGGUCCAAUGAGAUCGGUGGCUCUUCGCCUGGCCAGGUCCUCUUUCCUCUCUCCAUGGAAUCAUCCAUCUGGUUAGCGUAGCUGUUCAGAAACCGACUGAUGUUACCGACUUUACCUUGCAGAAGACGCUGCCUAAGCUGAAGUUGUAAAGCUCUGUUGACCGUUGUUGACGGCGCAGCAGCUCCAGGAGAUGUAUUCGACAAGGAGGACUGGGGCGAAUUUUGAUUGGAGUUGUCAAGCCGACUGAAGUACUCCUCUCCUAGUCUCAGAAGAAUAGGGAGUUGCUGUUGCAGCUCUGCGGGAAGAUUGUGGGAUGGAU
This is a messenger RNA of Coregonus sp. 'balchen', 7219 nucleotides long. Lineage: Eukaryota; Metazoa; Chordata; Actinopteri; Salmoniformes; Salmonidae. The record is from the annotation of a GenBank genome assembly.